Salvelinus fontinalis (brook trout) is the source of this 2508-nucleotide messenger RNA. RefSeq names its product cell division cycle protein 20 homolog B-like. The transcript is spliced from 12 exons. The coding region runs from base 149 to 1726 and encodes 525 amino acids. NCBI's taxonomy places the organism in Eukaryota, Metazoa, Chordata, Actinopteri, Salmoniformes, Salmonidae. Gene Ontology annotation, cellular component: anaphase-promoting complex. The record is from RefSeq and is a predicted model, not a curated record. Gene Ontology annotation, biological process: positive regulation of anaphase-promoting complex-dependent catabolic process; anaphase-promoting complex-dependent catabolic process; positive regulation of ubiquitin protein ligase activity. Gene Ontology annotation, molecular function: protein binding; anaphase-promoting complex binding; ubiquitin ligase activator activity.
CUGCGCGUAUUUAGGGACUACGAAGCAAAGACACAAAUCAGGUGCACAUUCAGCCACAAGUGGAUUUGAACGGGUAACAAGUGAAGGCUACUAUUGUCAGUCAGUAAAGUUCGCAAGAGUUUAAUAAAUAUAUAUUUUUUUAGCUAAUAUGGACUGGAAGUUGAAUAGAUAUUCGCGUUUUAAAGUGAAAACCGAGGACACGGUGCUUUGGGAGAAAAUCACGAGGAGACUGCUGGUGGAUUUCAGGACGAAGAGGAGACAUUGCCCCGUUCCCACUACACAAAAGACAAGCACGGAGGCGCCUCAUCUCUCAGCAUCGUACAAGCGCUUCAAGAGUCGGAUGGUGACCAGGCGGCUGAGCGCAGAGCAGCCUUUAGCCAGUAGCCCCAUGGUCGCCAGGGGGCGCCAUUCUCCCUGCCGGGAGUUCGACACGGUCUGUCAGAGACUGUCUCUGGAUUCACCGCCAGGGGGCGCAGCGAGAACAAAACUACAAGAGCAGAACACAGAGACAAGCCUUCAAGACGCAGUGACGGAGGCUGGAGUGUCAGACCUAUCACAGCGUGUCGUCAGAUCUGUCACCGCAGCGACCACUUACAGGAGGAAUGUGCCUAAACAGGACUGGGUGUGUUCUGCGUCUGGAGAACGGGACAGAUGCUCAGAGAAGCCGUUCUCUGUCCUGUAUAUGGCUCCCUCUGCUCCAGACCAGUCUCCAGACCAGUCUCCAGACCAGUCUCCAGACCAGUCUCCAGACCAGUCUCCAGACCAGUCUCCAGACCAGUCUCCAGACCAGUCUAAACCACAGCUGACUCUGGCACUGCCCUCUCUGCAGGAUGACUACUACAGCCACCCGUUGGACUGGAGUAGCAGUGGUAUUGUGGCCAUAGCCCUGGGGUCCGAUGUGUUCCUGUGGAAGGCAGAAACACACACUCUGCAGGGCUGCAUCCACCCCAGAGCAGCACCUUCUCUCCCACUGAGCCUGUGUCAUUCUGUCUCCUCUGUGUCCUGGAGCAGAGAUGGAUGUACACUGGGCAUCGGGACCAAGGAGGGGGACGUACAGCUGUGGGAUGUGGAGAAGAGGACCAGACUCAGAACUAUAACGUCACACCUCUCUGGAGUGGGAGCGCUUAGCUGGAACCAACACGUACUCAGCAGCGGUUCUGUUCUCGGGCUAAUCCAUCACCAUGACUACCGACUUGGCACCCCGACAGUGGGUGUGUUCCACCAACAAGGGUCCGUGUGCGGGCUAGAGUGGGCGCCGCAAGGAGAUUGGCUGGCCAGUGGCUCAAUAGAAGGCCUCCUCAACAUCUGGACCAAUGACCUGGGGUCUAAGACGAAGACACACCCACCUGCCAGGACAAUGACACAACCCAGUGCAGUCAAGGCUAUGGCAUGGUGUCCUUGGCAGAAGGAGCUGAUCGCCACGGGAGGGGGGCAGAGCGACGGUGUUCUGAGGAUCUGGAAUAACCAAUCAGGUACCUGCGUUGACUCCGCCCAGACUAACUCACAGGUGUGUUCCAUGGUCUGGUCAGAGGAGAGGAAGACUCUGUUCACUGGCCAUGGCCUUCCUCAUCACCACAUUACCUGCUGGAGCCCCUCCCCCUCACUGGAACAGGCCUACCAGCUACAUGGUCACAUGGAUCGUGUUUUGCACCUGGCCCUCAGUCCCAGUGGAACCAAGCUCCUCUCAGCUGGAGCAGACUGUCUGGGCCAUGUCUGGAACACCUAGAACACACGACCCCUGGAACACACGACCCCUGGAACACACGACCCCUGGAACACACGACCCCUGGACCACACGACCCCUGGACCACACGACCCCUGGACCACACGACCCCUGGACCACACGACCCCUGGACCACACGACCCCUGGACCACACGACCCCUGGACCACACGACCCCUGGACCACACGACCCCUAGACCACACGACCCCUAGACCACAGCACCCCUAGACCACAGCACCCCUAGACCACAGCACCCCUAGACCACAGCACCCCUAGACCACAGAACCCCUAGACCACAGAACACCUAGAAUCAACGCAGACACACACACACACACACACACACACACACACACACACACACACACAAGAUAUGUAUGGGCUGUUCUCAUGAGAAAUGAUUCAGGUGCUUGAGGUUUGACUUCCAACAAAAACAGAUCCUCUCCGAGCCAGAUGAAAUGACACCUGAGCCUUUCUGAGAGAUGUAUGUGAAUCAAAAUAACAUCAAAUUGUAUUGGUCACAUACACAUGUUGAGUAGAUAUUAUUGUGGGUGUAGAGAAAUGCUUCUAUUGUCAGAUCUGGCCACGACUGGUUCUAACUUUCCCAGUAAUUUGUCUAACUGCUAAGAUCAGUCAAAUGAUUGGAUAUGUUUGUGAUAACAUGAUGUUCGUUUGAUGUUGUUUUUGUAUUUUUCAUGACUAAAAAUAACUGUAUAAAUAUGUUUCUUUGAUGAAACAAGAGUACACAUUUUGGGGCUUUUAUCACAUUAAAGCAUACAAUAGACCCCG